AUGGAAGUUGUAAGUUGGAAUGAUAACGCCUAUCUCAUACUUCUAAGCGUAUCUUUGUGCUUGUCUUACACCGUUUUGCUAGGUGAAGCUCUAGUGACCUCGAAGACUUCCGCUUUCCAAAACGACAGAUUAUCUAGCAGAGGUCGACGCUACAAUCUACUCUCUAGGGACCGGCUUAAUGUUCCCAUUAGAGACAAGGAGGGGAGGUAUCUAAAGCAGCUUUCAGAUGAACAGUCACAACGCCUAAUUUCAAUAAGCUCUGAUGAGGAAGUAUCUGUCGAUAUCUACAAUACUCACUUUAUGUCCAGUUUGGCGGGCGACGAGAUGAUUGAGGUGUUGCGACGAGACGGUUACAAUUUGGACCGUCCGACUACUACUGUAACCGAUUAUCCCGACUUGGACCUCGUUCCCCCCCAUGUUAUAACCGAACGACGCUCCGUUUUUUCACGCCUUCCCUGUUGCAGUCGACGGAGUUCUUGUAGCCUCAUGUAA
This is a messenger RNA of Echinococcus granulosus, 492 nucleotides long. RefSeq lists its product as hypothetical. The record is from RefSeq and is a predicted model, not a curated record. Lineage: Eukaryota; Metazoa; Platyhelminthes; Cestoda; Cyclophyllidea; Taeniidae. The coding region runs from base 1 to 492 and encodes 163 amino acids. The transcript is spliced from 3 exons.